Staurois parvus is the source of this 535-nucleotide messenger RNA. The record is from the annotation of a GenBank genome assembly. Lineage: Eukaryota; Metazoa; Chordata; Amphibia; Anura; Ranidae.
CAGGUCUCGGGCCCAUAGGCGGAGCGGCGGGCGCCGGACCCCCAGAUGGAGCGACAGGUCUCGGGCCCUCAGGCGGAGCGGCGGGCGCCGGACCCCCAGGUGGAGCGACAGGUCUCGGGCCCUCAGGCGGAGCGGCGGGCGCCGGACCCCCAGGUGGAGCGACAGGUCUCGGGCCCUCAGGCGGAGCGGCGGGCGCCGGACCCCCAGGCGGAGCGGCGGGCGCCGGACCCCCAGGUGGAGCGACAGGCGGGGCGGCGGGCGCCGGAUCCCCAGGCGGAGCGGCGGGCGCUGGACCCCCAAGCGGAGCAACAGGUCUCGGGCCCCCAGGCGGAGCGGCGGGCACCGAGUCACCAGGCACGACAGUGGGCUCCGAGUCAACUGGUAUGACCCGCGGGCACUGGGUCAGACAUUGGAUCGUCUGACUGGACAGCGGGCACUGGGUCACCAGGCAUCAGGUCAUUUGGCUCGACAGCGGGCACCGCGUCAUCCGGCAAGGCAGUGGGCUCCGAGUCUACUGGUAUGACCGCGGGCACUG